This is a messenger RNA of Babesia ovata, 942 nucleotides long. Its product is annotated as ribosomal protein S18. Gene Ontology annotation, biological process: translation. Lineage: Eukaryota; Apicomplexa; Aconoidasida; Piroplasmida; Babesiidae. The coding region runs from base 1 to 942 and encodes 313 amino acids. The record is from RefSeq and is a predicted model, not a curated record. The transcript is spliced from 5 exons. Gene Ontology annotation, cellular component: ribosome; mitochondrial small ribosomal subunit. Gene Ontology annotation, molecular function: structural constituent of ribosome; small ribosomal subunit rRNA binding.
AUGAUGGUUUUAUCGGAAUUUAGACCUUAUAUUACGCUUAUUCGAAGAUUUUACGCCACACCGGCGCGAAUAGGCUCUACACAGCCGUCGAAAAACCCGUCGACCUCGGAUAUGAGCUUCGAGGAAAUCUUCGGCAAGGCCAAACCCACGCAGCAACACAAGAUCAGUGAGGAGGGUUCGUACGACGCGCUCUACCAGGAGUGCAUGUCGGACAUAUAUCGCAGAAGAGCUGAGGCCGAUGGCUACACCGAAGAGACGCGAGACUCGCCAGAAAUCCUGGAAUUCACACGCAAAGAGCGUGAAAUCACUAGGGCGAUAUUCAAGAGGACGAAUCCGUCCCAACACCUGAUGCCCAAGCUCGACCAAAGGGACGACUACAUCGAUCCAUACUGGGACCCGUUCAAACGCCUGGAUGGGCUAAAGUUACAGGUGGCAGCGGAGUUCAACGACCUGGCCAGGCUCAUCAGCGCUGCGGAGGUGCGCAAACAACGGAAAAUGAUAAGAGACGCGGCUGAAACUUUCGACAAGUUCGGGGAUCCCUACGCUAACGAUAAUGAGCCUAAGGAGGCAUCGGAACCGUUAUCUAGCAAUAUGAACGAUCGCUUUUGGGAUCCUGACGUUGAUCGUCGCCUUGUUCUACAGAACAACAGAAGACCCUUCUCGUUCAGAGGUAGGGCCGCUACUAAACGUCGUCAUGAUUCGACAGAUUUGCACGUGCUGCACAACUUCGUCGCAGAAAACGGACAAAUACUGCCGAGAAGAUUGACAUUUGCGACGAGACAACAGCAGAGACAAAUCUUCAAGGCCAUACGAGUGGCGCGCCAAAUGGCGCUGUUUCCAUACGAAUGGAAACCACGAUACCGCGACAGGAUACCACUUAUGGACCCACAACAGGUAGGCGCUGCUGCGGUUUGCAUUAAAAGGCGCGCAGUACCUGGCUGA